AUGCCGUCUCUCGCCCCCUUGGUCCCGUCAAUUCUGCUCCUCGGAGCGGCACAUCUGACUGGCGCAGUGCAAGUGCGACAGCUCUACCAGUUCCCCGAAGCGACCUUCACUGAGAACAUCGCCGUUCGCUCCAACGGCCAUCUACUCCUCAACACCUUUGCCAACGCCAGCACCUACACGCUGGACCCGAGCGCCGAGAACCCCAAGGCUGAGUUGAUCGCCCAGGUGCCCGGCAUCACGGGACUUACGGGAAUUGCCCAAGUCGCCCACGAUGUCUUCGCCGUUACUGGCGGCAUCAGUGACAUUGCCAACUAUGCCUGGGAGGCUGGGACCGGCCAAACGGCCAUCAUAAACUUCAAGAAGUGCGAAAAGAACGGUAAGCCCACCGUGAAGACCGUAGCCAGGGGUGGCAACACGACCAUGCUGAACGGCAUGACUGCUCUGCCCAAGCAUCCGCACAUCGUCCUCCACGCGGGUUCAAAGGAAGGCAACAUCUUCCGCACCAACACGGCAACGGGCGCCUUCGACAUCGCCUUCCAAGACGAGAAGCUGGGAAUCUCCGCCGGCGCACCCGUCCCGCUCGGUAUCAACGGGCUGCAUAUCUUUGGAGACUACCUGUACUUCACCAACUCGGCCCAGCAGUUCUUCGGAAGGGUCAAGAUUACCGACAAGGGCGACCGGGCUGGCGACAUCGAGGAGAUUGCGCGUGUCGAAACCGUGCCGGGAGGCGCCGCUUACGACGAUUUUUCUCUGGCCCGCGACGGCACGGCUUACAUUGGCCUGCACCCGCACUUCCUGGUCAAAGUUACCCCGGAUGGAGAGCAAACCGUGCUCGUUGAUGAUUCGGGGGAUAUUGUGCUUGCGGGACCAACCUCCACUGCGCUCAGCAAGGACGAGAAGACGGUGUAUGUUGUGACUGGAGGCACGACCGAGGCCAGCGGAGGCAGGGGACAAGUUGUGGCUGUCACGCUCUAA
Molecule: messenger RNA, 975 nt
Organism: Clonostachys byssicola
Lineage: Eukaryota; Fungi; Ascomycota; Sordariomycetes; Hypocreales; Bionectriaceae
Source: the annotation of a GenBank genome assembly